Spathaspora passalidarum NRRL Y-27907 is the source of this 660-nucleotide messenger RNA. RefSeq names its product exosome non-catalytic core subunit. Gene Ontology annotation, cellular component: cytoplasmic exosome (RNase complex); nuclear exosome (RNase complex); nucleolus. The record is from RefSeq and is a predicted model, not a curated record. The transcript has a single exon. NCBI's taxonomy places the organism in Eukaryota, Fungi, Ascomycota, Pichiomycetes, Serinales, Debaryomycetaceae. Gene Ontology annotation, biological process: nuclear mRNA surveillance; rRNA catabolic process; U4 snRNA 3'-end processing. Bases 1 to 660 code for a protein of 219 amino acids.
AUGGCCUUUCAAGUUCAAAUGUCCGUGUUGGACAAUUCAGACGGUUCGGCAGAGUUAAUAAUAGGAAAUACAAAAGUGAUAGCGUCCGUGUCCGGCCCUAUUGAACCUAAACAACGUCAAGAAUUACCUAAUCAAGCAAGUUUAGAAAUCAUAAUUAGACCAGCAAAGGGGUUGUCGACAACUAGGGAAAAGUUAUUGGAAGAUAAGUUACGAGCUUUGUUACAAUCCAUUAUUAUAAGAUACAAAUACCCUCGUCAAUUGAUUCUGAUUGUUGUGCAAUUUUUAGUCACUGAUGAAGAUCCAAAAUUCACUGCCAAUGAAUUGAAUGCUGCUAUAAAUUGUUGUUAUUUUGCCUUGAUUGACGCUGAUAUCGCUUUAUAUUCUUCAUUUGCUUCAGUUGUGUCCUGCAUAACUGAAAAUAAGUUGAUACAGAACCCUACAGGAAAGGAACUUUCCCAAAGUGAUUCUCAUCAUGUUGUAUGUUUUAACAUUCAAGAAGGUAAAGCUGACAAGAUCUUACUUUUGGAAAGUCAGGGUGAAUUUGUUCAAGAGGAAUUGUUCAAUUUAUUGUCAGAAAGUGUCAGUAAUGCUGAGGAAUUGCAUACUCUCCAGCGGAAGUACUUGAAAGAGAAGAUCGACCAAGAUUAUAUAUGGAAGUAA